GUAUCGGUAUUGGCCAUACAGAUUCUAAAACCAUGCUUUUCAGAUUUCUUCUCCCGUUCAAGGGAGGGAAGAAAUUGGCGGUUUUUCGUUUCAUAAAUUCUUCCUCUCUCUUUCUCUGUUUCUCUACCUGAGCUGAUUUCCCAGAAAAAUCCGAUAUUUUGUUGGACUGAAGUAGAAGUCCCUCAUCGGUGUCGAAAAUCCUCAGUUGCAGAGAUUCGACCGUUCGAGUGCCUCGCUUCGUCGUCUGGAAUCAAAGCCUCCUAGUUAGGGAUAGGAUUUCUGUACUUCUCCAAGGAGGUGGGUCGUGGGCAAGGGGUUAGGGUUUGUUGUUGCAGAGCGACGGUUUCGACUAUUUGUUUCUUCUCCUACCAUGUACGCGGAUCGGGUGGCUGCUGGGACCGAGAGGUCUGUGAAGGAGCGGCUCAACGGGAACACUGUAGAAGAUUUUGGUCGAAGUAGACAGAUCAACAACAAGAGGCGGAGGCCAAACGAUGACAAGUGGGAACAUGAUCUCUUUGAGGAUGAAGAGGAACCUCGUGUUACAAAUCACAAAGUUGGUUCCAGUGAUCUUCGGUUGAAGCUCCAAAAGAAGAACUCAUUGCAAGUAUAUCAAAGUGGAAAGGGUACUAAUGCAGGUGGUGUCCGAGAUCUACGUGAAAAGCUAUCUGGCACAAUGCACUCACAGCCAGCAAACUAUGUUCCCCCAAAAUUAAAAUCAGCACUAGAGCUUGUUAAACCUGCUAGAAAAAGUGUUCUAGUUGAAGCUCCGGCACCAGAAACCAAAAAUGUUUCCAAUUCAACUUCUUCGAGGAAGAAGACUCAACAAAAGGAUGGAAAAUCAGUGGAGGGCUUGCUGCAAUCUCUUGGUCUUGAAAAGUAUCAAAUUAUUUUUAAGGCAGAAGAAGUCGACAUGACUGCUCUGAUGCACAUGACAGAUGAGGAUCUUAAGGCAUUGGGGGUUCCAAUGGGUCCCAGGAAGAAAAUACUUUUGGCUUUGGAUUCCCAAGCCUGAAAUUGGAGGUGGGAGGGUUUGGUUCGUUUCUGUUCACUCUGCAUAUAAGCCAUCUCUCCAUGCAACAGUGAACAAUUGCAGGUUCGUGUUUUUGUUGUUCUCAUUGCCAAUAAGGGAAGUGAAAGAUUGGGGCCAUGUCACCUUAUGAUCAGUUCGGUUGGUUGAGCCUUAUAUAAUUGGCAAGGUAAGUAAAGCAACUGAUUGUAUGUAGGAUCUUCUGUUUGAUUUAACUCAAUUCAGUAAUGAAAUGGCUUCUUUUUCUUUGGGUAAACUUAGAACAAUAUUAGAACAUAAACAUGUUUUGUAAACUCAAUUAUUAUGGAUUAAUUUAAGUUAGAUCUCAGUGAUGCUCAUCAAAA
This is a messenger RNA of Macadamia integrifolia, 1371 nucleotides long. Its product is annotated as ankyrin repeat and SAM domain-containing protein 6-like. Bases 371 to 1012 code for a protein of 213 amino acids. The transcript is spliced from 7 exons. The record is from RefSeq and is a predicted model, not a curated record. Gene Ontology annotation, molecular function: protein binding. NCBI's taxonomy places the organism in Eukaryota, Viridiplantae, Streptophyta, Magnoliopsida, Proteales, Proteaceae.